UGGGCAUUUGCAUUAUCGAUAUUUCUUUCUGUCAUCCAAUUUCCAUAAAAAUUGAUGAAAAUGUGGAUUUCUCGUUGCCCCCCAUCCCGGUGUUAAUUUAUAAAGUGAAUAAGUAUUUUGUGGAACUCGCAAGAAGCCACCAGCGGAACUCUCAGGCGCCCUUGAUAUCUGCUAUAACUUUCAUUAAGGAUUUUUGAUAAUGGGUAACGUACAGGCGUAUUCUACACCUCCACCGCCGCCCCCUCCAGCCGGAGUGAAUUUUGCGAAACCUAAAGAUUGCGAACCUACACCUGUCGGCCCCGAAACCAUGGAAAAUCCAGGACCGCUUGAAGAAAUACAUACCAAGUGCAAAAAUGUUUUCCCAACUUGUUUUGAGGGGGCGAGGGUCUUGCUUACGAGAGGUUUGAGUAACCACUUUCAAAUCUCUCAUACCAUAAACAUGAGUUCUGUGACUCCAAGUGGCUAUAGAUUUGGUGCCACUUAUGUGGGAACCAAACAGAUAUCACCCACAGAAGCGUAUCCUAUUUUGUUAGGUGACAUUGAUCCUACUGGAAAUUUAAACGCAACAAUGAUCCAUCAAAUUCAGCCGAGGCUUCAGGCAAAAUUUGGAGCUCAAGUACAAAAUUCUAAGUUUCAAGUGGGACAGUUAACUUUAAACUAUAGAGGCGCCGAUUACACUGCCAGUAUGACUGUGGCAAAUCCGGAUAUUAUAAACGGUUCUGGUGUAGUUGUACUGCAUUAUUUGCAAGCCGUUACUCCCCGAUUAGCUUUAGGAUCGGAACUUGCGUAUCAGAAGGGACCGGCAGUUCCGGGGGGAGAAAUAGCACUUCUUAGUGCCGCUGCCAGAUAUACCACUGAAAGUGUACAAGUAUCAGGAACGUUGGGAGUUUCUGGAAUACAUCUGUGUUAUUAUCAAAAGGCAAGCAAGCAGUUACAAAUCGGCGUGGAAUUGGAAGCUAACAAUAGGAUGCAAGAGGCUGUUGCAUCAAUCGGAUACCAAGUGGAUCUGCCUAAAAGUGAAGUUGUGUUCAAAGGACAUAUUGACUCGAAUUGGUCGGUGGGGGCAGUGUUAGAAAAAAAGUUAAGCCCUUUGCCAUUUACGUUAGCAUUUAGCGGACUUAUGAAUCACAACAAGAAUCACUUUAGGUUAGGAGUGGGUGUACUGAUAGGUUAGA
Cylas formicarius (sweet potato weevil) is the source of this 1175-nucleotide messenger RNA. RefSeq names its product mitochondrial import receptor subunit TOM40 homolog 1-like. Lineage: Eukaryota; Metazoa; Arthropoda; Insecta; Coleoptera; Brentidae. Gene Ontology annotation, molecular function: transmembrane protein transporter activity. The record is from RefSeq and is a predicted model, not a curated record. Gene Ontology annotation, cellular component: mitochondrial outer membrane translocase complex; mitochondrial outer membrane. The transcript is spliced from 5 exons. The coding region runs from base 200 to 1174 and encodes 324 amino acids. Gene Ontology annotation, biological process: protein import into mitochondrial matrix.